CAUGUCGCCUGUGUACGAUGUACAAUGAGUAUGGCUUCCCCCACGCAGCCCAAGAGAAAAGAACGGCCAUGUGAUGCAUGUAGGAAGCGGAAGAGUCGAUGCGUCCUCGAGGAUGAUUCCCCCAUCUGUGUCUUGUGCAAGUUCCAUGGGCAAGAAUGUACAUUCCUACAGAACCCCCAAUCGCGGAAAAGAAAACCUCCUCAAGAUGGCAAUGAUACUUUGACUUCAAAAAGACGGCACUCGAACUCGUCCUCACGCCCUAAUAGGAAGCCCACAGGGACUCAGGCACGCGUCAUUAAAACCAGUAAUGGUGUUGAUGUGGAAGAGUAUGAUGAUCUAGAUGGUCCAAGCCUCUUGAAACGGACACUGGGUCUGCAGAACGCAAAUCACAGCCAAUACGUCGGGGCCACACGAGGUCUCGAGCCUGCAUUAUCUGGCCAUAUCUCACUCAAUGGGAAGAACGAAGUCCAGCUUACUCACGGUGUACUCCGGCGGGUGAGCUCAUCUGACGCCUUUCUCCUGCUACCUGAUCCCGAAACCCAAGGGUACUUGGAAGAGCUGGAUGAUUUGGACGCUAUUGAGGCCAUUGUCAGCCCCCACGGCAAGGCUCUGACAGACCUGUACUUUCGGAUUGUGUUUCCAAGUUUUCCAGUUGUCUACAAAGAGGCAUAUCUGGAGAAGUACAACCGCUCAUACAGGGAAUUUUCUCCGCCACUCUUAGCUGCCGUCUAUCUUCUUGCUCUACAAUAUUGGACGUACGACGAGAACCUCAGUAAAGCGACUAAGCCAAAUGUGCAAGAACUGGAGAAGUUGGCCCGAAAGUCCCUUGGUGACACCAUUCACCGUCCCAAACUCUCGACCGUCCAGGCAGGGCUUCUGUUGUUGCAACACACGGAUACCGACUCUGCUGAGUUAACCGCUCAACUAGUUAGCGUUGGCUACGGGCUUGGUUUACAUCUCGAUGCGUCGGAUUGGGAUAUCCCUGACUGGGAGAAAAGCCUGCGGAAAAGACUCGGCUGGAGUCUAUACAUGCAAGACAAGUGGACCUCACUUGGAAGCGGCCGCCCUGCGUUGAUUAAUUCGUCGAAUUGGGCACUUCAGCCUGUGAUGAGUUACGACUUUCCAGAAACGCAUGAAGACGAUCAGGAAGGAAGCUCAGAGGUGGUAAAAGGGAGAAUCCUGUUCAGUCAGAUGAUCUCAUUAUCUGAGAUAGUGGCAGAUAUACUAGAGACCCUCUUUACGGUCAAGACUACGAAAGCGAUUGCGAAUGCCGGAGAGAAUGGCCUGGCCAUGAUUUUGGAGAAAGCAAAGCCGGUUCAACUUAGGUUGAAGGAGUGGUUCGCUAACCUACCGGAGUGCUUAUCGAUGGAGGACACUCACAUCAUGAAGUUAUCCUCUGUAGGAUACCUCCGGCUUGCCUACAUUGCGGCAGAAAUCACUCUCCAUCGUCGCAUAUUCCUUGCGUUGACUCCGUCUACGAAUCCGCAGCUUCUGAAAAUCUGCCGAUCCGUAGCCCACGAACGCUUUAUGUUUGCAAUCGACUUCGUUCAAUCUCUGAAACCACAACAUCUAUCAAGUUUCUGGUACUUUGCGUCGCCUCAAAACUUUGCCUUAAUCGGUGUUUUCGGUGCUUUACUACUCUCGAAAGCAUCCACUGUUGAGGAAGCCAAUUUCUACAAGAACAAGCUUAGAGAGUACCGCUGGAUUCUGAAAAUAAAUAGCGAGAACGGUGCUAGGUACAUGAAACCAGCAUUGGCUCUAGUUGACGCCAAUAUGGCACUUUUGGAGUCGACCCCUCGUCUAGCGAUGCCAAGUCCGAACAAUCCUUCGACGUAUCAAAGCAAUGACAACGAAAGUGCCGUAGCUGCUCAAGGGAAUUCAGAUGACUACGCCUUCUCAAGCAGUCAUUUGUCAGUCAGUAGCGACUUUGCAUUGCCAGGUCAAUACUCGUUCGAUGCACCAUAUUACUCAGAUCAACACUCAAUAGCAACUUCGCCGACGAGUUACCCACAGCCUUCCCAAGCACAGGUACAAGACUUCAAUUUUGGAAUUGGAGGGGAAGCCGGAUCGUGGAACUUUUGA
Molecule: messenger RNA, 2082 nt
Organism: Amorphotheca resinae ATCC 22711
Lineage: Eukaryota; Fungi; Ascomycota; Leotiomycetes; Helotiales; Amorphothecaceae
Exons: 3
Coding region: 25-2082 (685 amino acids)
Biological process (GO): DNA-templated transcription
Cellular component (GO): nucleus
Molecular function (GO): DNA binding; DNA-binding transcription factor activity, RNA polymerase II-specific; zinc ion binding
Source: RefSeq, a predicted model, not a curated record